CUCCCUCGCCAGAUUGCCGUCGUCGCCCCUCCGCCUCCGACCGCGCUCACGACCUGGUCUUCUCCCGUCCUGUCGAGACAACCCAGCCCGCAGAACCGUGCCCGUCCCCCUCCCGAGACUUCCGUCGCGCCUCCCCUCGGCUCAAGAUUGUCAUCACCCCCAGCCGGCGUCUGGCACCUGCCCCGCUCGCUAUUUCUCGGGUCCGCAUCCACGGAGACAGUCCCACUCGCGUAGUCGUGUGAUUCCCGGAUACGCAUGCCCGUCGCAAAUGCCCCCCUUCGCGCCCGCCGGCCCUCUCGCGAUGUCGACCCUAGGGCAUCCUCUCCCCCGCCGAGCAGCAGCGACGACGCCGUCUACGCCCAUCGCGCGCAUCGCCGCGAAGUCUCUCGUCCCGAAACUCCAGCCGAAGGAGAGCGAAGAUGCGGAGGAGCUGCAACGGCUACCGCGUCCUACGAAGCAGGUGUACUCAUGAUCCCUCUGUAUCCUACGGGAUCAUGCCCUCACAUCGAUGAGUCCUUCAACUGCCACCUCAACGACCUGCCUGACAAAGCUUACGUGAGGCUCCAGUGGCAACCCAGCGGAUGUAGAAUCCCAAGGAAGGUCUGCUCAUGCCCAUCUCCACGUGCUGCUCCAGUGAGAGCUCGUCACAACACAGGCUGUCGAGGGGAAGCCCCUGCUGUGGUAGAUAUUUAUUAAUAUAAAGAAGAAGGCGGAAACUAACUAAAGCACAGGGAAAAGAACCAUCUGCUAUCUAUAGGAAUUUACAAGCGAGGAGAAAAGAGUUGAUUUCUCUUCAGAAAAGCGGUUAGCUUGCAGAAGAGCUUCAGCGCGGAAUUCUUUUUUCCAGCCAAUGAAAGAUGGUCGUCCCCUGUCAAAGACAAAAUUGUUUCUUUGCUUCCAGAUUUGCCAAGCUGCUAUGAUAAAGACCUCCAUAAAGAAUGGUGAACCGUGGAAGUCACUGGCUUGUUGAAAGGUUGCAAAGAAGUCAAACUGGUGGUUCCACUGAAUAUUCAGAUGUCUCCAACAGUCUUGGCUGAAAGGGCAAUUGAAGAACAAAUGGAAGGCAGUUUCUUCUCUUUGAAGUUGACAAAGAGCACAGUUGUAGUUGUCGCCUUGAACCUUAAAGUUCUUUCUCUUUAGGAUGUUUCUGGUGUUCAGCCUAUCCAUCAACAGCAGCCAGGUGAAGACUUUAAGCUUGUUUGAACAUCUGGACUCCCAGAUCCAAAGAAAUGGUUUUGGAGGAUUCACAUUUUUGAAAGUGUAGUGGUAAAGUUUAGUUGAUGAGUAGGUGCUAUUCCCCCAAAUAUAACUCCAAGAGUCUUUCUCUUCUGGUUCAA
Messenger RNA from Zea mays, 1337 nucleotides. Its product is annotated as protein trichome birefringence-like 4. The record is from RefSeq and is a predicted model, not a curated record. The transcript is spliced from 4 exons. Lineage: Eukaryota; Viridiplantae; Streptophyta; Magnoliopsida; Poales; Poaceae. The coding region runs from base 256 to 696 and encodes 146 amino acids.